Molecule: messenger RNA, 2898 nt
Organism: Maudiozyma saulgeensis
Lineage: Eukaryota; Fungi; Ascomycota; Saccharomycetes; Saccharomycetales; Saccharomycetaceae
Source: the annotation of a GenBank genome assembly
AUGAAGUUUUCUCAUUCUUUACAAUUUAAUGCUGUCCCUGAAUGGUCAUCAAAAUAUAUUGCUUAUUCACAUUUGAAAAAAUUAAUUUAUUCUUUACAAAAAGAAAAAUUAUAUUCAAAAGGUAAUAAUAAUCUAAUAAUUGAUACGGAACAAACUCCAUUAUUAGAAGAUAAUUUGGAUCCUUAUAUUAUUAGAUUUAUUCAACAAUUAAAUAUUGAAUUGAAAAAAAUUGAUAAAUUUUAUAUUUCACAAGAAACUGGUGUAUUAGCAAAUUAUAAUGAAUUAAAUGAUGAUGUUAAUGAAUUUAAAUUAAAUCUGUUAAAUAAUAGAUUACCAAGUUUAAGUGAUGCUGUACCACAACAAUCAAAAGAUAAUAACACUAAUAACCUUAUUAUGAAAAAUAUUAAUAAUAAAAAUAAAAAUAAAAAUAGAAAAUUAAAUAGAAGGAAAAGAAAAUCUACUGGUAGAAAAAAUAGUAUGCCAGAUUUGCCUCAUAUUACAAGAAUUGCUACAACAACUAGUGAAUUACAAGGAAUCGCAACUACCGGGAAUGGACCAUUCACGGAUAUUGAUGCUAAUGUUGCAGAUGAAGAUGAUUAUGACGACGAUGAUGACGAUGACGAUGAAUCGAUGAAUUCUGGAUUGGCUAUGUCGAUUGAAUCUGCUCCAGCUAUUGGAAUAAAUAAUGAUUUAGAUAUGGUUGAUGACGUAGAUAUUAAUAGUAAUAAUAUUAUUGCUACUCAAAAGUCAAGAAAUUCAUUAAAUACUUGGGGAUCAUUGUCUCAAUCAAGGGAUCAUAAUGGUCCAAAUUAUUUAAUUACACCUUUCUUACAACAUAAAGUUACUUUAAAGAAAAGAUUAGUAGCAAUGUUUACGCAAUUAUCUGAAUUAAAAGAAUUUAUUGAAUUAAAUCAAACUGGAUUUUCAAAAAUUUGUAAAAAAUUCGAUAAAUCUUUAAAUACAAAGAUUAAGAAUGAUUAUUUAAAUACAAUCAUUACAAAAUCGCAUGUUUUUAAACCUGAAACUAUUGCAAAUAUUAAAUCUUUAUUAAAAGAUACUAUUAUCACAUAUGCUAAUUUAUCGAAAGAAACUUAUCCAACAAUUCCAACUUGGACAGAAUUAAGUAAUAAUAAUAGUGAUCUUUACUUGAAUGUUGAUGAAAUUGAUAAUGAUCAAGAUACUCAUAUGAGUAGAGAUGAAUUAAUUGAUUAUGAAGCUGCCGAAAAAGAAUUGUCAUCACAUUUAAGAGACCAUGUUGUUUGGGAAAGAAACACAGUUUGGAAAGAUUUAAUGAAUUUGGAACGUAAAUCUCAAAAUGUGAAGACUACCCAUGUAAAUAAUAUUCGCACAAGGAAUAACUCUUUAGUUGGAGCAACGGGACCACAAUCAGCUGUGAUAGAAUUUGAUUCCACUGGUAAUUAUUUGAAUGUUGAGACAAUUGCGGAUUUUUCAAAAUUAUCAAUAAAACAGAUACUAUUCUUAAUUUUAAAUGCUACGGUAUUAUGGAAAUUUCUUUUUAUUACAGGUAUUUUCCUUGUAUUUGUUUGCCUUUAUAGUCCUUUUGAAGAUAUUUUACAAAGAAAUUGUUUCGCAAUCUUAAUAUAUGCAUCAUUACUUUGGGCCACUGAAACUUUACCAUUAUUUGUAACUUCUUUGUUGAUUCCAUUAUUGAUUGUAGUCUUCCCUGUUCUUAAGGAUCCUUCCUCGAUGAAACCAUUGUCUUCAGUACAAGCAUCUCAAUUUAUCCUCUCUACGAUGUGGUCAAGUGUUAUAAUGUUACUAUUAGGUGGGUUUACUUUAGCUGCUGCGUUAUCUAAAUAUAACAUUGCAAAAGUUUUGUCCACUUAUAUUUUAUCUUCAGCAGGUACUAACCCUCAAGUAAUUUUAAUUACAAAUAUGUUUGUUGCUGCAUUUGUCUCUAUGUGGGUAUCUAAUGUUGCAGCACCCGUUCUUUGUUAUUCUAUUAUUCAACCAUUAUUACGUACUUUACCAAGGAAUUGUGAAUAUUCUAAAUCAUUAAUUCUUGGGAUUGCUCUAGCUUCAAACAUCGGUGGUAUGUCAUCACCUAUAUCUUCACCACAAAACAUUUUCUCAUUUGGAUUAAUGUCACCGCCUCCAUCUUGGAUAGAAUGGUUUAUCAUUUCAAUUCCUAUUUGUAUUAUUAGUAUAUUAUUGAUUUGGGUAUUGCUUUUAUUAACUUUUAAGACUGACUCAAAGGAUAUCAAGAUUUUACAAUUCCACCCUCUGAGGGAUCCUUUCACGAUUACUCAAUGGUUCGUCUCAAUUACAAGCAUAGGUACAAUUUUAUUAUGGUGUCUAUCAAAUAAACUCUCGGAUAGAUUUGGUGAUAUGGGUAUUAUUUCUAUUAUUCCAAUAGCACUAUUAUUUGGUACUGGUCUAUUAAGCUCAGACGAUUUCAAUAACUUCAUGUGGACAAUUGUUAUCCUAGCUAUGGGUGGUACAACUUUAGGUAAAGCUGUCUCUAACUGUGGUUUGUUAUCCACAAUUGCUCAUAUUAUUAAAGAAAGCGUAGAGGGACAACCAUUGUUUUUAAUUGUUCUAUUAUUUGGUCUCGGGGUGUUGAUAAUGGCUACUUUCGUUUCGCAUACUGUUGCUGCUAUGAUAUUGGUGCCGCUGAUGGGUGAAAUUGGUGCAAACUUACCUGGUGAUGAUCACUCCAGACUACUAAUUAUGAUUACUACUCUAUUAUGUUCAUGUGCAAUGGGUUUGCCUACAAGUGGGUUACCUAACGUGACGGCAAUUUCUAUGAUUGAUGAAGUCGGGGAUAGAUAUUUAACGGUUGGAAACUUUAUUACCAGAGGUGUGCCGGCAAGUUUAAUAGCAUAUUUCUUAGUCGUUACCGUAGGCUAUGGUGUAUUGAGACUACUAGAUUUUUGA